This is a messenger RNA of Effrenium voratum, 1287 nucleotides long. The record is from the annotation of a GenBank genome assembly. Lineage: Eukaryota; Dinophyceae; Suessiales; Symbiodiniaceae.
AUGAGCAAGGUUUCCUCGAGCGGUGGCGGCGGCGACGCCAAGAACACGCUCUAUUGCUCAUUCUGCGGCAAGAGCCAGCACGAGGUCCGCAAGCUGAUUGCCGGGCCGACCGUGUUCAUCUGCGAUGAGUGCGUCGAACUGUGCAUGGACAUCAUCCGCGAGGAGAACAAGUCCUCGAUCUCCAAGUCCAAGGAAGGCGUACCCACGCCGCAGGAGAUCCUGGGCGUCCUCGACGACUAUGUGAUCGGCCAGGAGCGCGCCAAGCGCAUCCUUUCGGUUGCCGUCCACAACCACUACAAGCGCCUCGCCCAUGCCGAGAAGAACGAGGAUGUGGAGCUUGCCAAGUCCAACAUCCUGCUCAUCGGCCCGACCGGCUGCGGCAAGACGCUGCUCGCCCAGACGCUGGCGCGCAUCAUCGACGUGCCGUUCACGAUGGCCGACGCGACCACGCUGACCGAGGCGGGCUAUGUCGGCGAGGAUGUCGAGAACAUCAUUUUGAAGCUGCUCCAGGCGUCCGACUACAAUGUCGAGCGCGCCCAGCGCGGCAUCGUCUAUAUCGACGAGAUCGACAAGAUUUCGCGCAAAUCUGACAAUCCCUCGAUCACCCGCGACGUGUCGGGCGAGGGCGUCCAGCAGGCGCUUUUGAAGAUCAUGGAAGGCACGGUCGCCUCGGUGCCGCCGCAGGGCGGACGCAAGCAUCCGCAGCAGGAGUUCCUGCAGGUCGACACCGCCAACAUCCUGUUCAUCUCGGGCGGCGCCUUCGCCGGCCUCGACAAGAUCAUUUCCGACCGCGGCACCAACACGUCGAUCGGAUUUGCCGCCACCGUCGAGGCCGCCGACGAGCGCAAGACCGGGGAACUGUUCCGCAAGGUCGAGCCCGAAGACCUGUUGCGCUUCGGGCUGAUCCCCGAGUUUGUCGGCCGCCUACCGGUCUUGGCGACGCUUGAGGAUCUCGAUGAGGAAGCGCUGGUGCAAAUCCUGACCGAGCCCAAGAAUGCGCUCGUCAAGCAGUAUCAGCGCCUGUUCGAGAUGGAAAACGUGCAACUGACGUUCCACGAGGACGCCCUGCGGGCCAUCGCCCGGCGCGCCAUCGAGCGCAAGACCGGCGCGCGCGGCCUGCGCUCGAUCAUGGAAACGAUCCUGCUCGACACCAUGUUUGAGCUUCCGGCGCUGGAAGGCGUUCGCGAAGUCGUGAUUUCGGACGAGGUCGUCACCGGCGGCGCGCGGCCGCUCUACAUCUAUUCCGACAAGGAAGACGAGGCCGAGGCCACCGCCGAGAGCGCGUGA